AUGGAUUCAGAUUCGGAUCCUAUCAAGGCGUCAUACGAAGUAUUUGUGAAGCCUCGAAUAUCCGCCGAUCGCCAAGUAUACAUUCUACAAUUCCCUAAUCGAGAUGCGCGACAAAACUAUAAUGCAGCAUCUGGCGCUCAACCCUCGAAAGUGCGGGUCAAGCCAGUGGCUGGUAUGGUUGAGAUCGAUGUUCCGAUAGAUGCUCAUAACAAUUAUGAUCGGGAGAAAGGUGUCAAAUGGGGUGUAGCCUUAAAAAAAAGUAACAUAUCCAACAGUGGUGGAAGUCAUGGACUACCAGGUGGAUUUGGAAUUGGAGGAGCAAUGCCGAGUUCGAGAAGUAAAGGACGCGGCAAUGCCGCGGACGAAGACCUCAGGCCUGAAUUAUUACUAGAAGACUACGAUCUUGCUGUUGAAAAGGAGCAAGUACUUAUAAAACAGACACUAGGAGGUCAAUCAAUUUCAAAGGAUGAAACUACGCCACAGUAUAUGAUUGGGACCUUUAGGAAGAACCAACUCCACCUCACUCCUAUUGAUAAUAUCGUGCAGAUGCGCCCGCAAUUUCAUCACAUCGACGCCGUCAUAGAGCAAGAUCGCUUAGCUAAAGGACGAGACGCAGCCGCUGCAGGAAAGUCUGAAGCUCGAGCUGUUCACAUGACCGUCAAAACCCAGACAGAUGGUGGUAAUGGAGGUAAUACCGAGAUGCCUAUAGCUGCGCGUAUUUCAGCAGCGCAAGCCGAAGCCUGGAAGACACAUCUUUACAUUGAUGAAGAUGCAGAUGAAGCUUGGGCCGAAUAUAGCGAAAGCAUGUUUGUCUGCCCAAAGGCUGAGUCCACAGAAGACAUACUAGCCAAUGUACCACAGCUGCAAAGUGCAUUCAGUAAUGCAGAGUACCUGGAUGCAAUUAGUCUCCAAAGCGACCCGGCUAGAGUAGCAAAAACAAAACUCCUUCAACAGAAAACCGAGAUGAAGGCUUCUAGCGAAACUCGAACAAACGCUCAAGAGGACGAUCAAAACUAUUACUCUGAAUCUGGGGAUAACGAUGAGGCCUAG
Molecule: messenger RNA, 1050 nt
Organism: Blumeria graminis f. sp. triticale
Lineage: Eukaryota; Fungi; Ascomycota; Leotiomycetes; Helotiales; Erysiphaceae
Source: the annotation of a GenBank genome assembly